This is a messenger RNA of Bradysia coprophila, 774 nucleotides long. RefSeq lists its product as uncharacterized. The record is from RefSeq and is a predicted model, not a curated record. Lineage: Eukaryota; Metazoa; Arthropoda; Insecta; Diptera; Sciaridae.
UUAGCAAAUCGUCUCACACGCAGAUAAUAAGUGCGCUUCGUUCAAUCAACCUACAAUGAAGGUUAUAUCUGCUAUUGCGUUUGCAAUUUUCAUAAUCGGUGUUCAGCCUCACGGACACAUAGUUGAUCCGCCGGCCAGAAAUUGGAUCUGGACCGAUCCACGGUUUCCCGACCAACCGCCCAACUUCAACUCGCAAGGUGUGUGGUGCGGUGAUGUUGAAUGCUGGGAGUGUCCUCCAGCUUUUUACAUUCCCCAAGAUGAAGCUUUCUCGAGAUGUGGCAUGUGUGGUGACGACAUAAACCGACCGACACCCAGGGAUCACGAACAUGGCGGAUUGUUUGGAAAUGGUCACAUCGGAAGGACGUACAGCGCUGGAUCGGUUAUUCAAAUGCAUUUAGUAUUUGGUGCCAUGCAUUGCGGCUACUUCGAAGUCGAUCUUUGUGCUGAUGCUGUGGAGACACCCUCCUGUUUCCAACGUUUGCAAAUUCUCGGAGGUACCGAAAGAGUUCGCUAUGACAACAGAAUGUGUGCCCCGCAUUUCGGUGGAGAAACUAGGAACAUUACAGCUAGUAUUCAGUUGCCUGCAAAUGUCCGAUGCAAUAGAUGUACUCUACGGUGGACGUAUCGCACCAAUUACGCUUGCUUCCCAAAUUUUCCAGGUGACUCUGCUUGUGGCGUCGAUCCGAAUCCUGCUCAAACAUUCAGGAAUUGCGCUGAUAUUGCCAUUGUAUGAUUCAAUCAGAAAACCAAUAAAUGAGUAGACUUCCGGAACAA